CCGCCCCCGGUCCUGCGCAGGCCCGCCAGAAGGCUCCCGGCGCCCCGCCAGCAAUGGUGAACCUAGGCCUGUCCCGGGUGGACGACGCCGUGGCCAACAAGCACCCGGGACUGGGGGAGUAUGCCGCGUGCCAGUCGAACGCCUUCGUGAAGGGCAUUUUCACCUUUGUCACAGGCACCGGCGCGACCUUCGGCCUGCAGCUGCUCGUUCAGAGGAAGUGUGCAUACCCCUUUCAGUGGAACGUGCUGGUAGCCGUGGAGCAAUGUCGGGCACUGCAGAUCCAGGCGAUGAAGGAGAAGACUGUCAAGAACAAGGCGACGCUGGCUCUCCUGCGCGGCAACAUCCGCCGCGGGGCCCAAGACUGGGCUUUGGCCAAGAAGUACGACCAGCGGACCAUCUCCCAGGCCUGCGGGAAGGACGUGCCCAUGAGGCUGGGGCACAGCCGCUGCACCAUGGAGGUGGCACGGGAGAAACUGCGCAAGUACGUCUUCGACCGCGUGAAUGUGCACAACGUGCUGAUCCACCUGGUGCGGAGGCGCGGAGAGAAGCUGGAGAGCAUGCAGCUGGAGCUGGCCAGCCUGCAGAGCCAGCCCGACGCCACUAAGGAGGAGCUGCGCAUGCUGCAGGUCAUCCGCCAGCUGGAGAACAACAUAGAAAAGACAAUGGUCAAGAUCACCACGAGCCAGAACGUCCAGCUGCUGUACGUGGACCUGCUGGAUCACCUGAAAAGAAAGCUGGCAGGAUACCCCACAGAGCUGGACAAGCUGCACAAUCUCGUGGGUGACUACUGCUCAGAACUGUCAGAUAUGACAGUCAUGUCCCAAGAUGCCAUGAUGAUUACAGAUGAGGUCAAGAUGAACAUGAGGCAAGGGGAGGCCACCUUUAUUGAAGAGCGCCGGGCGCGGGAGAACCGGCUGAACCAGCAGAAGAAGCUGAUUGACAAGAUUCACACCAAGGAGACCAGCGAGAAGUACCUCUGGGGCCAGCGGGACUUGGACUUCCCCUCCAAUCUGAUGGGUCCGGAAACUCCGAAAGUGAAGAGAAGAGAGACCUCCAAGGCUGAUAUCGAAUACCAGACGGAUGUGACCGCUUUGGUGGAGAAAGUCAAGACUGCUGUGCGGUGCUCCCACCUCUGGGACAUCACCGGCCGGUUCCUGGCUCAGCAGAACACGGAGGAGAACCUGGAACUGCAGAUGGAGGACUGUGAGGAGAGACGGGCACAGCUGGAGGCCUUGAUGAAGAAGCUGGAGGUGGAGGAGGCAAUGCUGAAGUUCCACCAGAUGCCCAGCUCCGUCAGCUUCAAGUCUGUUGAGAAGAAAAUGAAGGACAUGCUGAAGGAGGAGGAAGACAGGCUGCAGCAGGCCCACGCCAACAUGACCAGGAGCCAGAAGCUGCUGCUGACCAUCCAGACCGGCAUCGACAACCUCUACAUCCGCCUGAUCGGCAUCCCCGUGCCCACGGCCCCGAAAGAAGCAGAGCUCUCCAACACCCUGGAUGUGUACAGCAAGCUGGCGUAUUGUGAGGGGAAGCUCCUGGACCUGGCUGACAGAGUGCAGAUGCUAUCCCUGACUGAGGAGGUCAGCACGAAGGUGAGGGACGCCCUGGAGUCCUCAACUCUGAAAGAGAAGCAGAACACCAGGAUCAGCUUUGAGGACCUGGAGGAGGACGUCAUAGAGACCUUCCAGUUCGCCGACGUGGACCACAGCUACGUGCCCUCGCGGGCCGAGAUCAAGAGGCAGGGCCAGCGGCUGAUCGAAGGGAGGCUCAAGGUGGCCAAGAAGAAGAAAAAGUGACAGGAAGAGGAGGAACCCGCCCCGCCCCCACACCCGCCCCCAGCUGGCAUUGGUUACGCAAAUAAACAUUUUUUCAGGACUGCGGGGCACCUAGGGGAACGCAGAUGUGGGGGAUCACGUCGGGAACUC
This is a messenger RNA of Vicugna pacos (alpaca), 1922 nucleotides long. The record is from RefSeq and is a predicted model, not a curated record. Lineage: Eukaryota; Metazoa; Chordata; Mammalia; Artiodactyla; Camelidae.